Bradysia coprophila is the source of this 1898-nucleotide messenger RNA. RefSeq lists its product as uncharacterized. Gene Ontology annotation, biological process: cilium assembly. Lineage: Eukaryota; Metazoa; Arthropoda; Insecta; Diptera; Sciaridae. Gene Ontology annotation, cellular component: ciliary transition zone. The record is from RefSeq and is a predicted model, not a curated record.
CGGCAGUUAGAAAUUUCUCCCUCAUGUGAUAAGGUGUAAGCAGUGGUUUUUUCAUACACACAGCAGUGUUUUAGUAUUAAUUUCCAAUUUAAUUUUUAUUUUAUUUUUCCCUUCUGGAGAAAACUAUAAUUGUGUCCAUCAUAUUUGGGAUAGAUUUCCAAAUUUGAUGGAGGAAUUAAAGGUGCAUAGUUCACGACGUGAACAUCAUCGCAACUCAUCAAAAUUACGUACAAAUGAACGGAACGAUUCAUUAGUAUCCGAAAUAGUGGAAAUCCGGGCAAAAGACGGUAAUGGUGUUGGCGUUAAUGUCAAUCAACAAAGUGAAAAUGCUUCGAAUGAAAAUCGACUCCUACGCAAUGUGGAUGCGAAUGUGGGCAAUAGUGUUGUCCCAGACGUGUCAAACGAGCCCAACACAUUGGCGGACAGUACCAGUGUCGAAAAAAUUCACAGUGGAAUUAUUGGAUAUGUCGAUCGGGAUAUGCAACGAGGACAUCGAAAACCCAUGUCUGAUCCUACGGCGAGUCCAGCGCAACGAUCCACACGUAGUAGGAGUAGUGUAGAAAAGAGUCCACGCAGCAAACGUAGCAAAUCGGAGUCGAGACGUCGAAGGGAACGGAAAAUGAUAGCUGCUGGUGAACUUGAAGUGCGACAAGCCAACGAGACCUUGAUGCGAUAUUUGCGGCAAUGUAAUGAUGCAUCGUUGUCGGGUGAAAUGGAGAUCGAUAAGAAUAUCGAGGAUCGACGGGUUCAUCGGAAAACACGAUCGCAACGGGAACGGCGCAACAUUCAAGUGGGAAAGUUGAAUGGAAGCAGGGAACGAAUGUCGGCUAAUGGAUUAACGAGCAUCUUAAGCGAUUUAGUCGACGAUAUAAUACCUGGUAAUGGAGAAAUCUAUAAUCCAUUUACGCCAGUCAUAUCACCAACGGAAGGUCCACCCGCAAGAAUUGAAAAAAUGUUUGUACAGACGUCUAGGAAUAGUUACAGAUCGGUGGAUCAUGACUUGUAUAUGAAGCAUUCGGGACACGAUAUCGAAGGCAAUGUACCAUCCAAUUUUAGUAAUAGUGGCAUUUACAUGUCCUGCACCAUACAGCGAAUUUGGAUAUUGCUGACAAAUAUUUGUCACGGUCUGCUCGGCGGCCUCGCUUUAUCUCAUAUAAUUUUCAUAUCGUCAACGAAACCAAAUGAUUGGAUUCAGGGAUCUACCAAACAUUAUUCUACAUUUGCUGAAAUGUAUGCGAAUACAUUUUACUGCUUAGCCAUCGUUUGCAUGGUAUCGAUAUUCGAUAGAAUGGACCUGUGUCGAAUGAGCCUAUCCAAUGCCGCUGAAUCAAUAUCCUUCAAGUGGAUUAUCAUUGUAAUGAUUUAUUUAGCGACAAUAAUACUUAGUCUCUCAGCCGAAUCGCUGGACGAACGGCUGUAUGUGACUAGCAUGAAUGUUACCGUAUGGGAAGACGAAAUAGAGAACAAUCGAGUGUUAAAUAUCUGGAAUUCGAUGUCCAUAGCACGUAGUAUGGGUGCAAUAUCCGGGUGGAUUCUAAUCGGAUUGUCAUCCGAAAAUGAUUUACUAUUCGAUCAUCUGGUGGAGAUGCAUCAAUAUCAACUAAACAAUAAUUAAUUUUGUUAAACUAUGAGAGACAGUAGAACUAGGACACGAAAUGGAAUACACAACAUUUAAUGUUCAUUGAGCAAAAUUAAAAUAAGAGAAGAUGUGAAAAUCAAAGGAGAGGAGACGUUUAUUUAAUCCACAUGUUGUAUAUAAAGAUAUUUAAACAAAAAGAAACAGAAAAUGAUCAAAUGAUAAUAAAGAUAACAACAACAAACAUAUUUAGACUGUGUAAUUAACAGAUAAGCAGAAAAUGUAAUUAUAUGAAAGUAUUAAAACUUAAUGGCUUGUACAA